This is a messenger RNA of Ostrea edulis (European flat oyster), 3474 nucleotides long. RefSeq lists its product as uncharacterized. The transcript is spliced from 4 exons. NCBI's taxonomy places the organism in Eukaryota, Metazoa, Mollusca, Bivalvia, Ostreida, Ostreidae. Bases 363 to 2657 code for a protein of 764 amino acids. The record is from RefSeq and is a predicted model, not a curated record.
AAAAAACAAAAACAACCGUGUUCGGAAGUAUGGACAUUCUAUAGUUGAGUACAUAAUGAAAUUCAUCUCCAAUCUCUUGUAAAUUACAGCAGUAAAGGUCAGAGGAACGUAAUAGACCAUAACCUGCCGGAAGAAAAACGAAACGCCUGGGAAACAUUUCAUCAAUUAUACAUUUACUGCCCAGAUACACAAAACUGAUUACAAACAAAAUCAAUGGUAAAACCCAGUCUUCCCUGGGUUGGAUGCAACAUAACCUAGAAUGGGCAACAUGUGGUAGCCACACAAUGAGGGGUAAUAUAAUAGGCCUUAAGAUCAACUGGAAAUUCUCAUUUGUGAACAUUAGCAGGCCUAUUUAAAGUCAGAUGAAUUUUUCGUGGUUCAAAGGCAAAAAGAAGGAAAAUAAACAACCAAAACGGAAGAUCCGGGUGGCUUUUAGAGAUCGUCAUGGUGAAACCGGAAGGCACAUUGGGAUUCCAUUUUUCGAACCGUCAGUGGGGUGUGAUACUCCGCGCCCAAGAGAACCAGAUGUGACAAUUGAAUCCUUGCCUCGGUUUUGGGAUUAUACGUCAUAUUUCAUAAUGGAGCCCCACGGGGAAUUUGUGCUACAGUAUUUAGGGAGCACCGUUCUCGCCAAAGCCACGUCGUCUGGACUAGGUACAAUCCAGAAACCUUUACGGGACUCAUAUUUUGACUUCAAAAAGCAAUCUGGGAAGAAAAGCAAAUCUAAGGAGUUGAAAGAAGUAGCUCUCCAUAUUAACGGGAAUGGUCUGGCCGUUAUUGUUGCCGGUGUGCAUCCCGGAAAUGAACUUUUUUAUGACAUGCAGUCGAUUUCCUUUUUUGAGGCUGUUCGAUUCACAACUGUGAAAGGGCAUGAUAAGAAAUUUCAGGGCGGAUUCGUACCCAUAGAUAUCAAUCGUUCGCCUAAUACAGGCUCUGAAAAACUGUUUACACCAUUAGAUAAGAAAAACAGUCACUUGGCAAAAGUGGACCACCCUCCCCUUCUCGCUCUUGUUAUGAGAAGAAAUUCUGGUGUGCGGGCACUGGAAUGUCAUGGAUUUGUGUGUGAUAACGAAGAUCAAGCAUUACAUAUUGUUUCUUUGAUAGCUAUGUUUCAAUCUCGCUCGAUGGACCCUGGACGACCGGAAUUCAUGAGACAACCCUCUGAUCCAAACUAUGAAAGAGAACCUCCAUUACGGCGACCCGAUCUUAUACAACCCGCGGAAGAUCAGCGACAUAUGCAGCUCACUGAUGAGCAUCUCCGUGGUCCUCGCCAUGGAGAAUGGGAAGAUUAUAGACCCGAAGGACCAGCUUCCGACAGAUACACGGGAGAUCCAUAUGGUCCACCAGGACCACGAGAGGGUUAUCCAUCAAACUUAUCAUCAUCUGGAAGAUUCGAUAACAGGUACCCCCCUCAGAACUAUGACGAAAAUGUGCGUUACAGACAUGAAAGAGAGCAUUCGAAUGAGUACAAAAGACCGCCAUCAAACGAAUUCCACCACGAACGGCAACCUUCUAACGAAAUUCGUCGUGAUCGACCCCCGUCUGACUAUCGUUACGAAAGACAACCGUCGAUGGAAUACAGGCAUGAUCGCCAACCAUCAAGUGAAUUUCGCCAUGAGCGACAACCUUCAUCUGAAUUUAGGCACGAACGUCAAAUGUCGUCAGAAUACCGUCAUGAGCGACAAGGAUCAGGAGACUUACCUAGGGGAGAUAACAGAUACUCAAAGGAAGGAUAUGACCCCGGUGGAAGGCAAGGACGACCGGAAGCGAGGCAGGACGAUUACAGGCUUCCCCGAGUGAUGUCACCUGGUCGUGUUCCUCCUACCACCGCUCCAAAACCGCCGCGUGCUAUGUCACCCACACCUGGACUAAGAACCUCAAUGGAAGAUCGUUACAUGGGCAACGAGCCUCCAGUAGUUAAACGAGGUCUUCCUCGAAUUCCGACGACUUCCGAUGAGCCACCAUUUCAGUCGCCAACACGUGAACGACCUCCUUCCUUUAAAGGACCAGAAUACUCUGCAUCAAGUUUGGAAAGCAGACAGGAUAUGGAUAAUCAAAGAAUCAAGCCCGUCGCUCGAGUGCCACCGCACCUGGUUGCAGGAGUUAAAGUUCUUCCCACGGGUUUUACAGCAGCUUUACAAAAGAAACAAGAGGAAAAAAAGUCACCUCGUAGUCCAAAACAAGAGCGUUAUGCCGAGGAAGACCCAUAUGAUAAUGCAAUGAGUAGAAAAGAAUUUUAUGAGCGAGAAUCAAAGAAGGACUAUAAUCCUAGUGCUCCUCCUGACCUCGUCCCGAGGGACGAUCAAGGACGGAGGUGGGAAGAAGAUUACAAUGAUUAUGACGUAGUGAUUCGAAGAGAUCAAGAAAAUCAUCAUCAGAAAGGACCCGGAAAUUACAGAUACAGUGCUCCACCUGGAGAACUCGGCAAACCUCAAAAACCCUGGUCUUACGAUGAACAGUUCCAAAAAUAUGCCCAAGAGAAAGGUCAAAGUAGGUCUACAUCAUCCUAUGAUACAUCACGUGACCCGCAGGUCGGGGAUUAUAGACACGGAGAGAUUGCUGAUAUGUUUUCCCAAAUGAACGUUCAGAAUCCUGUUAGACGACCAGAGGUCACCAAUGACACAAAUUUUGAGCAAUCUCUCGGAUAUUUUCCAUAGUGUCUUAACUUGUUUUUCGAAGGAAGUAAGCGUAUCAGACAUAUAAGUUUCUGUAGUAUAAACUUUUGAAUUAGUUCACUUAUCAUUAUGAAUGUAUCAAGGAUUUUCACAAAAUAUAUUUUUAUAUCUAUAUUGUACAUGUACAACAAAGAGCAAGAUCAAAAGGAAAGCAGGGGUCAGGGCUCUUGUGGUGGAGCUAGGGGUACUAAUUCUAUGAUUAUCAACUGUUAACAUUAAGUAACAACACUACGAGCAGUCUCAGUGAUCGGUGAUCCUAAAUCUCCUCAAAGACGGAACACUCGCCCACCUCUCAAAACGCUUGGAUUCUAAAACGAUUUGUGUCUCGUCACGAAACAUGUCAUGGACAUGUACUAGCGGUUAAGAAAAUUUCGCUAAAAAAUCUAUGAACGGUUUUAUCAUAAUUUUGUUGACAUAGACAAUCCAAGUGUGUAUCUAACCAUUCCUGUAUUUUUCUCAAGAAGACUUGUAUCAUAUCUUGGUCAAACUGUACAAUGUGAAAAAUCAGUGUGGUGACGUCAUCUUGUCUUUGCCGCAUCUAAUGUCGGCUGUGAAAUUAGUUAAUCUUUCUCUUUUGUGUUUAAUGCAUAUUAGUUAUCAAAAUUGUUUAACAUUGAUACUAAAAUUUCCAAAGUAAGCAAUGUGGAUGAGCAGUUCAUUAGUGACCUAUAAUAACAUGUAAUCUAAUUGUUACUAAAUAUACACUAAUAUUCAGGUACUUCGUUUGUUUAGACAUGCGCAUUGUUAUACUGCAUUUAUCAACUCAAUGUUUAUUCUCAAUAAACAGAAAUUCAUCGCA